GUUGCCGGCUGCGUUCGCUGGUGCUGUGUGUGGCCGUCUCUGCUCUGUGUUUACUCUUUGCAUGUCCAAAAGUCAUGGAUGAACCUACCGCUGAGCAAACAUACAGCAUUCGUGCGUCCAGUCUGUCAAAUCGGCGCGGCUUUGAUAAAGAAACCACUGCGGCUGUGGAAUAAUUCCAACAGGAGAGGUGAGGAAAUACUGACAACCUGAGUGUUCAGGUUUGGAGUCCAAAGUCAAGCCGAGCUGACCUCCAUACUGUCAGCCUCCAGAGACUCCUGCAGCCAUCCUCUCUGAUCUGGUGACAAAAUGGCCUCAAGACAGGGAGACAUUCCAGCACUUGAGUCAGGCACAUCUUCUGGACUUUUCGGUGCCUUAUCGUCCCCUAUUGGAAUGACUCGGCGCAACAUCGACUAUGAUGAGCACAUGGAUGCGCCCAUGCAUUCACCACCUCCAGACUUGGCUGUCAACAUCUUAUGGAGAGAACCGGUUAUCCCACAGCACAAGUUCAGGAACACUGCAGAGGAAGGUGAGAGUGGUGGGAAGCUGCUGACUUUUGAGGCAGCAGCACCAGCAAAGUCACCAGUGCCUGUGGUGAAAGCCAAAGCCACAUCUUUAAUGAGCUCACUUAUGAUCAAGCAAACCCAGGAGAAUCUCCAGAGGUUUGAGCACCAGGCAGGGCUGACAGACGCUGGGUAUUCUCCCCACAAGGGCCUCUCUGCUGAGGAGACUCGCUUUCAUCGACUGGGUGACGGCACACUGCCAAAGUUGAGAAUGCCAAGUGGGGACUUCAAGGAGGACAGGCUUACAACAUCAGCACAAUCCACCCCAAGUGGCACCCCUUCUGUCACUCCCUCCGUCACCCCCAGUGUCACCCCCUGCGUUAGUCCCCACACAUCACCGGCUGUUAGUCGCAGGAGCUGGUUCCAGCUGAGUCCUGCGCCUUUUCUUGCCACUUCAGAGCUCAGUCCAAACCCUAACACAGACAUGGGAGGAAAUGAAGGAGGAGGAGGAGAGAGGUGGAGCUUCUUUGGAACUCGGUCUGUGGUACAGAAGUCCCCCACUGACCCAGGUUCUGAUACCAGCACAGGCUUUUCCCUGCAGUCCUACUUUGGCCUGCAGAAGUCCUCUACCAUGGAUGGCACUAACACCCAGGUCAACCUCAAGGUGGAGGACCCUGCCAACUUCAUGGCCCCCAAGAUUGAAAUCUCGGGCAUUGAGGCCAAGCGGGUGCCCCCACGGCCACACAAACUUAAACCUCGGGACAUGAAUGUUUUAACACCUUCGGGCUUCUGAAGCCAGACCAGCUGUGUAGUUACAUCUCUCUACCACACCCUUCGUAGUUUAUUUUUUCUCUCCAUCAUUUGCGCAUUUGCUUCCCUGUCUUCCUCAGUCCCCUCUGCCUUCGUGUAAAUUCGCUGUGGCUGAGAGGAAUAAGGACCACCUGUAGUAUUAGCUCACCAGCCCCAGAGACAUCGCUGCACUGUUACCCCUCCCAGCAGGCCUCCUCAGAUGGAUUCCUGUCUUCUGUUAAUCCACACCAUCCCCCCUCCAUCUCUUCCAACUCAUUGGUCCAAAUAAAACGCCAAAUGAAGUAACUUCAUUUGUCAUCCCUAAAGAUGGUACCUGUUGUUCUGUCACGCAGUGAGGGCAUUGGUGUUGCAUACGCAACGCCUCGCCGUCCUCAUUCCAUUGUCAGUGGUGGCAUGAGAUUGGAGUCAUUGAAAUAUCUUGUGAGUCCCUCGCUUAAUGUGAUCACUUUAGCAUUGCCUCUCAUACUAACAGUGGCCAGCUAUUUUAAGUCAUAAUUCUCAGUUGCCUCAUUUGUAAAAUUAUUAUUAUUAUUUUUUUUUGUUUUAAAUGAUCUCACAGAUUUGUAGUUGUGUAGUGCUUCUCUCUGUUAGCAUGCAGAGUAUAGUGUGGUAUGACUGAUAUUGUGCCUGAAUUUGCAGUGUUUGCUUUUGGCUUUUUAGCCAUUUAAGUUCAGCUUCUGUUUUUGAAUUACGUGAAAGAGUGUCUUAUUUUACUUUGUAAGAGUAUGACUGCGGACCUGAAGUGAGAUAUAUUUUUAUCAUUAUUAUUAUUAUUAUUUUCCAACUUAGGUAUUUUCAUAUUGUUCUGCUUUAAUUUAGAAUUGUUCAUUCUAAAUCGUAGGUAGCAUAUUGGGUUUAUCACAUUUUUAUAUUGCAUCACAAAAAAUACACAGAAAAUACAAAGCAUUGAAGCGGUCAUUUUCAAUUUUUGAUGUUUGUGUGUCACAAGCCAAGAAUCCCUGCUGUUUGAAAAAGUUGAUGAAUUCCAAUAAGUAAUUGCACAAGGGAGGUUUUCUCCCACUCCACACAUCUGUAAAUAAAUCAGACAGUAACAAGCAAAA
Molecule: messenger RNA, 2371 nt
Organism: Toxotes jaculatrix (banded archerfish)
Lineage: Eukaryota; Metazoa; Chordata; Actinopteri; Toxotidae
Product: KIAA1191 ortholog
Exons: 8
Coding region: 307-1293 (328 amino acids)
Cellular component (GO): cytoplasm
Source: RefSeq, a predicted model, not a curated record